This is a messenger RNA of Volvox carteri f. nagariensis, 2613 nucleotides long. RefSeq lists its product as uncharacterized. Lineage: Eukaryota; Viridiplantae; Chlorophyta; Chlorophyceae; Chlamydomonadales; Volvocaceae. Gene Ontology annotation, molecular function: glycosyltransferase activity. The transcript is spliced from 10 exons. Bases 1 to 2613 code for a protein of 870 amino acids. The record is from RefSeq and is a predicted model, not a curated record.
AUGUGGGUCUGCCCCGCUGGGUCCGGUCCGCCUGUCUGCGUGGCGACGUUCACCCGCCUGUCCGGGGACGAUCGGACAGUGGACACGGCUGCUGCUGGUCGUGAAGCUUUCUACGACCGGAUGGGGCUUAAGAGGUUCCAGGAUGAUAGGCUUGCCUGCACAAUAGUGCGUAUGAUGCAUCGUUACAUCGUUCUCUUGCUUGCCGUGGGCCUGCUACCAACCCAGUCACAGCGCAUUCACUCAUUUAAGAACUGGGCAACGUUGCGGGAUGCUAAUUGGAGCAGCCUUCUUUUCGAGCCAUCGGCUUUCGUCGUGAAAUCUCAUGUUCGCCUACGAAAUCGGCCUGAGGGAUACCAGCCAAGCACAGAUUGUUCGAAAUAUGUUGGGAUGGGCUACCUCGAUCUUAUCAGGAGCAGCAAGCAAAUGCUGUGCAGCCAAGGGCGCUCAGCUUCCAUCAGGAAAUUGCAUGCUUCCAGCGAUGUCCGCAGUCAGAAGGAGCCAUCGUUGUCUUCGUCACAGUCUUCAGUUGAUUGCUACACGGCGCCGCACGUCCAAAUGGGAAGUAAGGCAUCUAUAUCCUUAUGCCGUAGCCGCAACAUGGUAUUAGACACCUGCGCAUUCUUGUCUGGGCGGCGAAAAGGCACCCUUACCAAAAAGUUUCCGCUGCCAGCCCAGGGCUCGGUCAAGCUGGCGUGCGACAUGGCAAACUACACGAGUUUAAUGGAGAGCAGCAGCGACCUGCAGUGGCUUAACUCUUUACAUCACGAAGUCUGGUGGUUAAACGCGACACGGGACGAUAGCGCUGUGGCGAAAUUUUGCGCUUCCGGGUCGAAGAGCUUGGUGACUACGCCCACGCUGUUCGUAAUGCGCGAUCGGCAUGCCAAUUACGCCCAUGAGAUGGAGACGGUGUCCAUGGCAUUCUCCUUCCUGGCGGCGUUGGAGCCAGCGGAUGUUGCGCAGCGGGGGAUACAGGUGGUGAUUGUGGACCAGGCGCCGCCCACGGGGUUCCUAGAGACCUGGGCGCGAAUUUCCCGCCCGUAUCGCCUCCGCAUCUUGGCCCAUGACCCCUUCCCAGCAAACACCUGUUUCCGCUCCGCUUACCACGUCUAUACCUUUGCCGCGGGCAUCGGCUACAACACCAACGGUGAGACAGUCAGCUGUGAGAGCCCCGUGGCAAUGGGCCUGAGCCAUUGGCUUCGCCAACUUUACGAGGAGCGCGACCCAGCAAUGCCAGUGGAUCCAGACCUGUUGACGCCGGCCUUAGCAGCGGCGGCGACAGCUGGGCCAGUAGCUGCGGCGGCGGGGGUGCGCGGUAUGCGGGCGCCCACGUCUGGCAUCGUAAUGAAGAAUGUGGUUUGGCUGAGCCGGAGGAAUUUGGAGCUUGUGCGCCUACUGCUGAACGCAUCUGUGGGCUGGAAGGCCAUGCGAAUGGUCCGCAAUGAGGAUCAGGUGGUUGCGGGAAUGCUAGCGGCAGUGCAGGAAUGGAACUCCGAGAGCUGCCUUGUGCGCGCCUUCGAGCGAGACAUUCAGAAGGCGUACGAGGAGUCGCUGUACACGGUGAAUCCCAUACACAUCGGCCCCGGUGGGAAUUCCGGCGAGAGUGGAAAAGUGGGCGCGGCGCGGAGGAGAGCGUCAACUACAUCCCCGAAGCCACGCAAGGGCCGGCAUCGGCGGAAGCUGCAUGGGGCGGUAGCGGACGGCGGAUUGGAGAUGGAACCACCCGACCUCAACUCGAGCGACUUGGGCGAAGAUCUUGGCCAAGAAGGCGAUGAUUAUAAUCUGGGCUCAGAACAUCAGGAUGGAGCCGGGCAGGACCAGCAGCACAUGGCAGGCGAGCAUGAUAUGGAGGUGGCAAGGGCUGGCAGCAGCAGCGUGGGCGAAGGUGGCAGGACGGCGCGAUCGGUACUAGCGUCAAAGGGUACCGGCGGAAGCGACAUUGACGAGCACGGCAACGACGGUGACGAUGAGGAAGAAGACGUCAGGUUAACAACACGCACCGAUAGAGGCGACGAUGAGGACGAAGAGACAGGGGACUCAGGUUGGGGUUUGGACCGUGACCCUUUGCGAUCCAAAUUUGGAUCUAAGGGUCAGAGCAGCGCCAAGGCAAUUUCCAUGGAGAGCCUUUGGGAAGACACCACGGGCUUGGGCAACUGCCGCCGUACCAAUGUGCUCUUCACCUUCGUUGACGGGGAUUUCAACGACAUCCCGUACCACCAACAGCUCAAGCUGAUCUUUCGCACAGGCGUGCUCGUGGGCGUGCACGGCGCAGGCCUGACGCACGGUUUCUUCAUGCCUCCAGGACAGAGCGCUGUGUUGCAGCUUCUGGGUGACUCUUUUGCACAGGUUCCCGCCAACAACGUGUUUCGGAACAUGGCUGUGGGCCUAGGCAACUUCUAUCAGGACGUCAUGUACGAAGGGGUGGACGUGAAGAUCAGCGUGCUGAAGCAAGCUGUCAAAAGAGCCAUGGACUUCGUGGCCACCCAGGUGAUGGAUGCCCAGAUCAAGCAGUUCGGCGGCACGCUUCCUCCAUUAGUUUUGGACGACCAAAACCACUUCUCUAUCGUCGUGCCCUCGCCGUUGCAAUGCCCCCGCAACCGGACAGUUCCAUGGUGA